GAACUGCACUCGAUCCGGCAGCUAUGUUAUUGUUAUAGACGACGAUCCAAUCGAAUCCGAGAACGCAGGCGCCACGCAAUUUGUCCGUUACGUUCGACCACUGCGGAUUGUUCACGCAACUCGAGUGAUAAACAAAAAAUUAACUCCGAUUUCAGUGACAUUCAAUAGGGCGAUCGUGUGCCCCCUUUUUUUAUACACAUUUUUUUACCACUUUUUUUCGCUGUGAUAAUGUCGAGUGCUGAGUUGGGGCAACCUGUAACCCUUUUAUUCUCUACCUGAUCUCGCGAGUCAAAGGUAUUAGUCAUGAAAGCCGGGGCGGCUUUUGAAUCACCAGCGGCAAUAACAAUAACAAUAAUAACAGCAGCAGCUUCAGCGGCGUCCCCACAGCAGCAGCAACAACAACAGCAACAGCAAAGACAGCAAAGACAACAAAAACCCCAACGAUUAAUGAAUAACCCCAGCGAAUGCCGAAUGCCGUAAACUGUUUACAUUGCUCACAGCAUUACUCACUCACUCACUCACCUCGCUCAACCUGAGCGCUGAGGAAGAGUUGGAGUUGGAGAGGAUUGGAGAGUGGAAGAGGGAAGGCAGCGGAGCAGAGGAGAGUGGAGAUCGCAGCUGCACUAGUUUCGAUUACUCCCCAGUCUCCACCACUACCCAUCAUCCCCUAUCCCUCUCCUGACCACUGAUAACGAAUCGGACGCAUCGUUAGGCGAGAGCGAGAGUGAGAGAGAGCGGCGGGCGGAGAAAGCCAGGGGAGAGCGCGAUCGCUGGAAUCGCAGAGGAUUACCAAGUAGCAACGCCAAAAGCAACUAGAACCAGAAGCAUGAGUGACGAGACAACCAUUAGCCUGGACGGCUAUCCCCCCCUGGAGGCGCUGACGACCGCGGCUCCGCCGGCCGAUGCAAGCGGCUUCUCGCAGUCGCUCCUGACCUUUGCCGCUGUCAUGACCUUCCUCAUAAUGAUCGUCGGCAUCUGCGGCAACCUGUUGACCGUGGUGGCCCUGCUGAAGUGUCCCAAGGUGCGCAAUGUGGCCGCCGCCUUUAUCAUCAGUCUGUGCAUUGCCGACCUGCUCUUCUGCGCCCUGGUCCUGCCCUUCCAGGGCCUCCGAUUUGUCCAGGGGACCUGGCGUCAUGGCCAGGUGCUGUGCCGCCUGAUUCCCUUCAUCCAGUACGGCAACAUAGGGGUGUCCCUCCUGUGCAUCGCCAUGAUCACCAUCAACCGGUACGUAAUGAUCACCCACCAUGGGCUGUACGCCAGGAUCUACAAGCGCCACUGGAUCGCCGUGAUGAUUGCCGCCUGCUGGCUCUUCUCCUACGGCAUGCAGCUGCCCACGCUGCUGGGGGAAUGGGGUCGCUUCGGCUACGACCACCGCCUGCAGACCUGCUCCAUCAUGACCGACGAGCACGGGCACAGCAGCAAGACCACGCUCUUCAUCACCGCCUUCGUCAUCCCCUGCCUGGUGAUCAUCGCCUGCUACGCCAAGAUCUUCUGGGUGGUGCACAAGUCGGAGCAGCGCCUGAAGCGGCAUGCCACCAAGCAGAACUCCAUUCCCAACAAUCUGCGUCCCCUGGCCAGCACGGGAUCGGGAGCCCUGCCCUCGGUAGCCGAGUGCCAGCCGAGCAACCGCGUCUCCUCGGACAGUAGCAGCAGCUUCUCCGUGGAUGUGCCCGAGACGGCGCCCAGUGGCAAGCAGCAGCCCACCCGGGUGAAGGACCAGCGCGAGGUGCGGGCCAAGCGGAACGAGUGGCGCAUCACCAAGAUGGUGCUGGCCAUCUUCCUGUCCUUCGUCGUCUGCUACCUGCCCAUCACCAUUGUGAAGGUGGCCGACAAGAACGUGGAGCACCCCAGCCUGCACAUCUGCAGCUACAUCCUGCUCUACCUCUCGGCCUGCAUCAACCCGAUCAUCUAUGUGAUCAUGAACAAGCAGUACCGCAAGGCCUACAAGACGGUGGUCUUCUGUCAGCCGGCGCGCCUCCUCCUGCCCUUCGGAAAGACCAAUGGCGCCAGCAGCGCUGCAGAGAAAUGGAAAGAUACCGGGUUGAGCAACAACCACAGCCGCACCAUCGUCUCCCAGAUGUCGGGGGGCACGGGAACGGGAGCGGGAGCGGGAACGGCCACUCCAUCGGGAUCGGGAUCGCAGAGUCCACCACCAGCGGAAAGCCAGCCGGCCCAGGCCCUGGAGAUGCUGUCACGGGCACCACCGGAUCUGAUCAGCAAGUCGAACCUCCCGCUGGCGGCCGCUACGCCUCCGCCGCCCUCGGUCCUCACGGCGACGCCCAAUGGAAGCAGCAGCCUCAGCCUGCGACUGCCGCUCAAGAAGAACAAUUACUCCUACACCAACAGCGGCUUCAACAACAGCAGCGGUCCCCCGGGCUCCGGCAUGGCGAUCAGCAGCAGCUCCAUUUACCGGCCCGUAGCUGGCUCACUGGGCAGCGGUGCGGCCUCGAUCAGGCGCAUCACGAUGGUGGGCGACGAUAUCAUACUGGAGGAGGAGGAGCUGCCACCCACACCGCCGCCGCCAGCGAGCCCAGCGACCUCGGCGCCCACAACGCCGGCUCCUCCCCCACCGGCUCCAUCAGCCCCAACCCAUCCGCUCUCCACGACGUCGUCCUCACCAGCCACCGGCGGAGGAGCAGUGGCAGUGGCAGCGGGGAGCAGCAGCAGCCCGGACAAGCCGACGACCAAGAAGCCGCACAUCUACAUGAACGUGGACAGCCCGAAGAGAAGCCAAUCCUACGCGGAGCGUAAUACCAAUGCGGCUGCCCCGGGCAGUGGCUCCGGUCAGGCCAACACAUCAGCAGCUGUCUCCGUGUCCGGCUCCAAGCUGACGGCCAAGAUGAAAUUCCCAAAAGACUAACGAAAUGCUUUAAUUCCAAACCAAAACGAAUCAAAAAAGACGUAGUCUCUGUGCUACUUUCGUUAUAAACAAACCCUAUGCCAGGCAUUGUAGAGCGGUGUAUCGUAAAACCGAGAAAAGCCGAGGAUUCCUCCGAGACCCCGAACCCCAAACCCCAAACGGUGUUAUAGUUCAAUAUCGCAUUUCCCGUAUCGUAAGCAAUUUGUUCUAUAGAUAUUGUAAAUUAAUAUGUAGUUUUUGCCAAAUAGCGAGUUGAAUCGUGCCAUAGAUCACCCCUUGGAUUCUGCUGUCCUUCUUAUUGCACACUCUAUCUAUACCCAACUAUAAAGUGUAAAGCUUGACCGUAAGAAUAUUAUACCUGACCAUUACAACUCUGUUUAACACCAAACUUUGGAGAUCGAACUUCGCUAGAUCUAAGUUUUUCACAAAAACUGCUGUAGAAUUAUAUUGUUAUUUCACCCGACGUCACUUGACUUGGAUCAGUCACCCUGGUUCAAUUACCACUUCGAAAUCGCGUUACACCUGACGCUACUUAGUGAUAGUUAUAGCCCCUAGAUAUUUAUGGUCGCUCACGCUUAGUAUUAACCCCUUUUAUCUUAUCUGAAGUACCUAUACUACCAUUCUUCCACUUUAUCACCAAGUCUUUCCCCAAUUCUCUCCACUACUUUCAUCGAACACAUUCCAUUGCAACGUAGGCCUUUGUAAAUGAACCUAUUGUUAGUCCACCACGAGCACUCCAUGCGAAAGACGAUAGACGCAAAUCGAAUAUGAAUAUAAACAUAGAUGAUUACAAAAAUAAACAACGCCUUUGGUUUAUAA
Drosophila biarmipes is the source of this 3679-nucleotide messenger RNA. RefSeq names its product G-protein coupled receptor moody (gene moody). Gene Ontology annotation, molecular function: G protein-coupled receptor activity. The record is from RefSeq and is a predicted model, not a curated record. Lineage: Eukaryota; Metazoa; Arthropoda; Insecta; Diptera; Drosophilidae. The coding region runs from base 827 to 2860 and encodes 677 amino acids. Gene Ontology annotation, cellular component: membrane. The transcript has 6 exons. Gene Ontology annotation, biological process: G protein-coupled receptor signaling pathway.